Talaromyces marneffei is the source of this 3168-nucleotide messenger RNA. RefSeq lists its product as uncharacterized. NCBI's taxonomy places the organism in Eukaryota, Fungi, Ascomycota, Eurotiomycetes, Eurotiales, Trichocomaceae. Gene Ontology annotation, molecular function: ATP hydrolysis activity; ATP binding. The transcript has 7 exons. Bases 1 to 3168 code for a protein of 1055 amino acids. The record is from RefSeq and is a predicted model, not a curated record.
AUGACUCGGUCGCCUUCCCCGUCUGGCUCAGCACCAGCUCUCGGAACAACGAAAGACAGCUACGGUAACGAGAAUAUGCAGGCGGCGACUUCUACCAUCGCAGCAUCCAACGAAAUCCCGGAUAUAGACUUCGAGACCGAGCGGGAUUCAGGAGCAGGGGACCAGCAAUUCGAUCAUGGAGAAUCCGGAGAGGACACUAUCCCCCGAGGAUUGGUUGAAGAAUGGUUGCUCCAAGCUUGUUCCGCCAUAGAUAGACUUGACGUCUUACAAGAGAGCACCAAACAACUCCGUGCUCUAAUUGGACAAUUUCCAGGUGUAGGAGUACCCAGUGUAGGAGUACCCGAAAUGAAGGGGCUCGCAAGAAGAGAAAUAAUGAGCGAUACAGAGAGCAUCGUGUCAAGCACAGAGACCGAGCCCUUGCAAGGCAAUUGGGAGGUGUUGACGGAUCAGCUGAUUCCCGAAAUCCGAUACAAACCGUGGAAGGAUACGGUUUAUGGUAGAAGGCGAACGGGGAAAUAUUACUCCAUUGAAAUACCACUGAAUGAACCAACCCAUACGGACAUAAUGUUGAUCAGUAAGGAGGACCCCAUAAGCCAAGACAAAAGAAACCCUGGACCUGACCAAGACCACCCACCUCGCCCUGAAAGAUUGCCGGAACGCAUAAGAAUCAGCUCCCAGAGACUAGGAUGUUUCCUAGGGUACGAAUUUGCCAAUGGCUCCCUUGCUUUUGGCGCUGGUUAUUCAGAUCUAUCUAUUCUUCGACCAUUCAAGUUGCUCAUUUACCUGGACAAGCAACUUCGAGCACGAGUUCAAGCACUGGAAAAGCUUCAUACUGAAUUCCAGCAAGGUGAUCUAUCCCACUAUGAUGAGAAGACGGCCAUUCACACCGACUGGAUAAGGGGAAACUGGAAGGGAACCCCCUAUGACUUGAAAGAUUUAACGGGAAUCUUAAAAGAUUGUCGGUGUCUCUUUGAAUUUAUUGACAAGCAGCUCAUUCCUGAGCAGACUCGAUUGGCAGCUGGCCCUGAAACUGUACGGUUUUCGGAUUUGUGGUUUCUCUUCCCCCAGGGCUCUCUGGUCUAUGUGAAAGAUUCUAGUGUCCCCCAGAAGAUCUGGAAGGUCAUACAAGCGUCGGGAGGCCGACGAGCCAUGAGUGGUCAAUUUGAGAGCAAUGAAUAUCAAUUUCCCUUCACAAGCUUUCAGCUGGACUGCUACUACCUUGAUCACAACGGCACUUGUUUUGUGCAAAGCCAGAGAACUUUUCAAAUAAAUGAAUUCGAUGGCGAACAGCCCGUCGUAUCCCUGUCAGUCCUGCCAUUUAUUGUGGCAGAGAGAGAUACCGACCUUGUCAAUAAGCAAGCUCUGUUGGAACGUGGAAGGCAGUUUGUCCAAUGUACACAAAAGGUCUCUCACCUCGAAUUCAGUGGACGCAGUCAAUAUUUGACCCCGAAUGGUGAAAAACUUGCCGAUCUGGCCGACGGCGCGCAGAGCGCAUUGUGCUUCUCCGAGAGAAUUGAGGGAGAGGUCAUGGUGGAUUUCCCCCGUGCGCUGCAAGCAGUGCCUGGGUGGCGUAUAGAAUCUGACAUCCCUAAAGUCACCUCGAGGACAGAACAAGACGUGCUGGUUCAAACAGGUGUUGACAAAGACUACCGGUGGCAGUCAUUAUUAUCCGACCAAUUCUUAGAACCAGAAGGGCGCAAGUGGCUCGCCUGGCGAAGGGGAAAUGGCAUCCCAGUAGAGGAUGACGACCUCCUGUUGCUACCAGACCGCGUGUUUGCCUUUGUGUUACCGAGUAGGCGAUGGGCGUGUUUGCAGAUUGGCAAAGCGCCGGAUGGCAAAGACCACCUACGUGAGAGAGAGCCCGAGGAUAACCCAUGGGAGAAGCUGCAGCUCCCACCAGGGCACAAAAAUCUAGUACAGUCUCUUAUUUUAUCACAUUUCGCCAAACCUCAGUCGGCUGUUCAAUUUGACUUGCUGAAGAACAAGGGAAACGGAGUUAUUAUCUUACUACACGGCGUUCCUGGUGUCGGCAAAACUUCAACAGCAGAAUGUGCGGCUAUCAGCAAUCGGAAGCCAUUGCUUCCAAUUACCUGCGGGGAUCUUGGCCUAACACCGAAAGAGGUCGAAGACAAACUGAAAGAAAUCUUCCGACUCGCACAGGAGUGGGGCUGCGUGAUGCUUCUUGAUGAAGCAGAUGUGUUUCUUGCCCAACGCUCAGCAACUGACACAACCAGGAAUGCGUUGGUAUCCGUUUUCCUUCGUACGUUGGAAUACUACGAAGGUAUCCUUUUCCUCACAACAAACCGCGUUGGAGUAUUUGAUGAAGCUUUCAGAUCGCGCAUCCACAUGUCAUUGUACUACCCAUCUCUCGAACGCAUGCAGACGGUGCGGAUUUGGGAAAGGCAUAUUCAAGAAGCGGCCAAAGCUGGCAUUCAUGUUGAUGGCAAUUCCCUGGUGGAUCUUGCCGACAAGAUAUAUGAAAUCCAAAAAAACUCCUCGUCCGGUGCAGUCUGGAAUGGCCGGCAGAUUCGCAACGCCUUCCAGAGCGCUCUCGCCUUGGCAGCUUUUCACUCCCAAGGAGGACCUGUGAGUCUUGAACGUCGCUACUUCGAAAAUGUUUUUGAAGUAUCGGACCAAUUCAGCAGCUACAUCUGGACGACCAAGAAUUAUCAAACUGACGCGGACCGUAAUCGGCUAGGCUUGAUCAGACGAGAUGAUUUUCGCUAUCAAUCAAUAAGUACAGGAGAAGCCACUUUGCUGCAGCAAAGACAGUAUGGCGGUUUGGAAUCAACAUAUGGUCAGCGGGCUCCACAGUCAUCGUCAAACCUGGGCGCGCAAAAGUUGCAGCACUCACAAAGAGGACCAAUGUCGGGUCUGUCAUCUUAUCCAGUUCAUGCUCAAAGGCUUGACAAUAUCCAAGCUGCUGGUAUGCGGCAGCUGAAUACCGGUAUCCCGUCGACGGAAGAAGACUAUCACCAACCCACAGUAAGGAUGUCGAACAGCAUCAAUCUACAAGCAGUAGAUAGCACAGCGCUGCCGCAGGAGCCAAACCAGCCUCUGCAAUAUCCCCUUCAGCAAGCGAUUUACGGGACACAUGACUCCCGACUUGUAACCCCACCGACUCGCGAUGCAAUGUUUGCACCUUCCCAAGCGAAGCCUCGAUCGUGA